Molecule: messenger RNA, 946 nt
Organism: Durio zibethinus
Lineage: Eukaryota; Viridiplantae; Streptophyta; Magnoliopsida; Malvales; Malvaceae
Product: tetraspanin-19-like
Cellular component (GO): membrane
Source: RefSeq, a predicted model, not a curated record
AGAUUAUGCAAAAAUUUCACAGGCAAAACGGACCAAAAAGAAAAAAUAAAAUAAAAUGUCACUGUUUCUUUGAUUGACAAAUGAACCACUGCCACACCAAUUUCUCCUUGUCCUAUAUUCCAAAGUCUAUAAUGUCUAAGAUCCCAAGAAGCUGCUUGUUAAUGUUGAGAUUAUCCUGGUGUGAUCAGAAAUCAGCUAGGGUACUUCUUCUCAUAAUGGCAAGAAUUAUAAAAUCUUGCAUGCAAUCAAUCCUGAAAGGUGUUAAUUCGAUAAUGGCAAUGGUCGGUAUUUCAAUGAUUUUGUAUGGUGUUUGGAUGGUAAGAGUUUGGCAGAGAGACAUGGGAGGGUCAUCAUUUGAUGACUUCAAUUCUACUUCUCCAUGGUUUAUAUACACUUUUCUGGUCACAGGCAUCUGCUUAUGCCUCCUAACAUGCCUAGGCCAUAUUGCUGCUGAUAGCGCGAAUGGUUUUUGCCUUUUUUGGUACAUGGUGAUCAUCUCAGUGCUUCUCCUGGUAGAAACAGGAAUUGCAGCUGAUAUACUCUUAAAUUCUGAUUGGGAGAAGGAUUUACCUGAAGAUCCAACCGGGAGGUUUCAUGAUUUCAAAGAAUUUGUGCAGUCUAACAUUGACAUCUUCAAAUCGAUUGGCCUGAUUAUAAUCUUAGGACAGGGACUUUCAGUACUAUCGGCCAUGGCCCUCAGAGCCCUUGGCCCCAACCAAUGCUCCAACUAUGAUAGCGAUGAAGAAUUCCUUCCAGCCAGGCUUCCCCUCAUAAAUAACCAUGCUCAACAACCUGUUUAUGCCAUUGGAGAUUCUCCCUUUCCCAACAAGAAUGAAGCUUGGAAUAUUGCCAAUAAGUGAAAAGAGUAGCAGCAAUUUUCUGUAUCAUUCACAAGAAGAUAUGAGAAGAGAGAAGCAAAUGAAAGCAGAACACGCCAUGAAAAUGC